GUUAAUUCAAGUGUAGAACACGUAACGAUGCAAUUAACCUAUGGCCUUGACGCCCCUGCAACCACUCAGUACACAUUAAAAGUAUGGGGCAGCAAUGAGUAUUUAGUGCCUACGACAUUCCUUAGUGACUACGAGUACGUGCAUGACUGUAUCAAGUUGGACGAAGACGUCAUUUUAAUUUUGAUUCCGGAUUCCAAAAAGGACAAAUCAUUUGCACGAACGGUUGCAGAUGAUAACGAUGACGAAACAUUGAAGUUCGAAAACAUAAUUCCAAAUGAUUCCAAUGUCCGUAUUACUUACGAAAAGUUGAAUAUAUUACUUGAAACUGUAGAAAACGAAAUGAGAAAAUUAGAAGAUGCCUCUGUACAAGUAGAAAAAAAUACUACCCCGUCUGUGAUGCCUGGUAUUCAGCCUUUAAACGUAAUUCAAUCAGUAAAAUAUAUCGUUAAUUUAAUGGGAGAUUUGUGUACUUUAGAUAUUAUGAAUACGAUAGAAGCUUUAGAAGAAACAUGUAGGAAUUUUUUACCCUCAAAUAAAACGACUUUUUCCGAGUUUAUUACUAACCAUUGUAACAAAAUUCGCUUUGCUGUUCAAAAUUUGAUAGAAAUGUACUGCCAAGCAUUUUCUGUGGACUUUGAAGUAAAAAGUACUUCUUCUAAUGAAUCUAUGAGAUACGUUCACGAUAUUAUGGACUCAGUAGUUGUGAGGAUAUGUGCUAUAUAUCGACCUUCAUUUGAAUGGGAGCAUGAGGAAUAUACUGUCGCUGCUCAAAUAUAUCACGGAACAAAAAAGAUCGGUAAAUCUUUAUGUACUCAACCUACACGCAAAUAUGACAGAGAUAAAUAUUGGCCUGCGAGAAUUGUAUUUGAUCAUUGGUUAGAAUUUGAAGAUGUGCCAAUAAAUAGUUUGGCACGCGAAUCUCGUUUAGUUGUUCAAAUAUACGGUAGAACGCUAGUUACGUCAGAUAGCGAAGAAACAAAAAACUCAAGCGCUCCAAUAUAUAAAGAGGAAGAGAUAGGAUGGGCGGCUGUCCAGUUUUUCAAUUAUGAAAGUUCAAUGAACCAAGGUAGCAUACUUCUAUCAAUGUGGCCGAAAGAAUCAAACUAUAUCAACGACCAUAUCUAUGGACCAUCACCUGCGAUGGGCAGUCAUCCGGAUCCUGAACAUUCGUUAUAGGAAUCGAAAUUGUAGCUCCUACCAAAGUUCAAUUUCCUUCUAUGUCACCGGAAUUAUACAGUAAUGUUACCAAGGGAGAUUUUUCAAGUUUAGAUAAUGAAACGCAGCAGUUGCUUGUGGACGCAUGUGAUCAAGAUUUGCUCUAUAGAUUUUCGCCAGAAAUUCGAGAAAUUUUGUGGGAGAAGCGCCAUUAUUUGUAUCACCUUCCAACAGCUCUUCCAAAGCUGUUGCUUGCCGCACACAGUUGGGAGUAUGUCCAGCUUCCAGAUUUACACGGCAUGCUACAUGCCUGGACCCGACUGAAACCCAUACAAGCUUUAGAACUACUUCUGCCAGUAUACCCUGAUUUGGAGGU
Diabrotica balteata is the source of this 1531-nucleotide messenger RNA. The record is from the annotation of a GenBank genome assembly. Lineage: Eukaryota; Metazoa; Arthropoda; Insecta; Coleoptera; Chrysomelidae.